Molecule: messenger RNA, 1447 nt
Organism: Cuscuta europaea
Lineage: Eukaryota; Viridiplantae; Streptophyta; Magnoliopsida; Solanales; Convolvulaceae
Source: the annotation of a GenBank genome assembly
CUCAACUCAAAUACGGAGAAAUAGCUUAUCUUCCUCACUAAUAUCUGAUGGAAAAGCUUGCGGAGAGCUGAUUUUUUGCUUCAUUCAUACAAUCUACGUAGUAGUAUUAUAUGAUAAUACAGAACAAUAAAAGUCAGAAGCGUUUCGUCUCAGCAACUCACUGAUUCGUUAGGAUUCGUACUUUGGUUCGAUCAGCAUUCGACCUCGAUUAGAGCAGGCCUGCAAAUGAAGCUGAAUAUCAACAAAGCUUGCGAUCUCGGCUCCAUUUCCGUUCUUCCUCUUCACUCUAGGAGAACGAGUGUUGGACCUACAGGAGCAGAGACUUCGGUUUUUGGAAAAAUUCAAAAUGCACCACUACGUCCGCAACCAUCUCAGCAGUCUCUUUCUCAAGGAAUUUCAUCCCAGCCUGCAUUCUUCUCUCAGUUCUCUCAGAACUCUCUGGAUGAUAUUGUUACUAGCGAGCAGAGGUUCGAUUCCCAAGAAAAAGACAGUACUGGAAGGAGAACAUCUUGCUUGCCUCUGACAAACUUCUCAAAGGAGGAUAGUCAAUUGCAGUUACCAAGAAAUUCAACCAACUAUAUGCACAAGCGGUCUGCCCAUGAAUUCAGAUGCCAAAUAAGUGAAGAACUUGAACACAGAAUUGGAGUGAUAGAAACUUCACUGAAUAGGUUCGGAAUGAUCCUUGACUCCAUCCAAAGUGAUGUGAUACAAGUGAAAAGAGAAAUAAAAGAGAUGUCAUCAGGGACGGAAAGUUUAUGGAAGAAGUUGGUGGCUCAUGAUGAAGCAGUGCAAAUGAUGAGUAGCUCUGGACAAGAAAAUAUCAAAGCAUGCCUUGAGGGACUUUCCAAAUCCAUGAGCGAAGAGCUUAGGCGGAAUUUACCUCAAGAACACUUCAUAGAGAAAUCCUCAGUCGUUUCAGUGCUGCCCGACACAAUUGAAACUUGUGUAGCCAAAUUAAGAGAUGAUAUCAAGAAAAGUUUGAUGGAGGAAAUACAUGCUGUGGCUGAUGGCCUGAAGGUUCUCUCUCAGAAAUUUGCAGUUGCUGCCACGCCACCUGAAGGCGUCAACAACCGUAUUUCAUUGCUUGAUCAGAAAUAUUUAACUACAGGGCAUGCCCAUGAAAGGCAUAGCAAUGAACAAACAUUUUCCUUGCCAAAGAUUGAGAUGGGAAGCUGGCAUUCGGCAAAACAUGAACAAAUCAACAAGAAUGGAAUAAAUACCACUCAAAGACUCGACAAGGACUCAUUGUCUGUUAAACAGCAUAAUGUUAUCGUAGAGGUAGAAGAGGAUAGCGAUGGAGGCUUUUCUUGCUUGCUUAACGGAAAGGGAUCCGGCUCAGGAAAAUUCACAAUGGACGAUUCGAAGGAUGAUAUUAAACGCAUGUUGAGGAAAGCUAGAAGGAGGAAGAGAAAAUAUAGUAACAACAUUGUUGUUAUAGAUUGAUGAU